Temnothorax curvispinosus is the source of this 910-nucleotide messenger RNA. RefSeq names its product NADH-quinone oxidoreductase subunit B 2-like. Gene Ontology annotation, biological process: mitochondrial respiratory chain complex I assembly; electron transport coupled proton transport; aerobic respiration. The record is from RefSeq and is a predicted model, not a curated record. Gene Ontology annotation, molecular function: quinone binding; NADH dehydrogenase (ubiquinone) activity; 4 iron, 4 sulfur cluster binding. NCBI's taxonomy places the organism in Eukaryota, Metazoa, Arthropoda, Insecta, Hymenoptera, Formicidae. The transcript is spliced from 3 exons. The coding region runs from base 108 to 776 and encodes 222 amino acids.
AAAAUCACAUUUAAACUGCGGGUCUUUAAUCAUAAUUGGCGCAUGCGCCCGCAUAACCUACGAUGUAGCAGCAGUUAGCACUAGUAAGUCCACGGAAGGUCGGAGAUAUGUUUCGUUCCGUUACACAUGUCCCUCAGGGACUAGUGUCCCUGGUCCGUAACAAUGUAGCGACGUCAGGACCUGCUGCUGCUACAUUGAAGGUUCAGACUAAAGACAUGGCCACGGAGUCGUCCGUGCAGAAGGCGAAGCCUGAGCUGCCAGAGAAACCGAAAGUCGAGCCGUACAGCCCGUUUCAACAGCCCAGUAACAUGGCAGAGUAUGCCCUAGCCAGAAUAGACGACAUACUAAAUUGGGGACGUAAAGGAUCGAUAUGGCCGAUGACCUUCGGUUUAGCCUGCUGCGCCGUGGAGAUGAUGCACAUUGCGGCGCCUAGAUACGACAUGGACAGAUUCGGCGUGGUGUUCCGCGCCUCGCCGCGACAGUCAGAUGUUAUUAUAGUCGCCGGCACUUUGACGAAUAAGAUGGCACCUGCCCUGAGGAAGAUCUACGAUCAGAUGCCUGAACCUCGAUGGGUCAUCUCCAUGGGAAGUUGCGCGAACGGAGGCGGAUAUUAUCAUUAUAGCUAUUCCGUGGUCAGGGGUUGCGACAGGAUAAUACCUGUGGACAUUUACGUGCCUGGUUGUCCCCCAACAGCUGAAGCAUUAUUGUAUGGUGUUCUUCAGUUACAGAAAAAGAUAAAACGUAUGCAAACUGCACAAGUUUGGUACAGGAAGUAAUGUACCUGACGUCUAUAGUAAUAAAUGUAUAAAAUAUUUAAAAAUUGUAAGGUAAUUGACACAUAAUUAAGCAAUAGGGGAGUUGCAUGUCACCCAAAAAUGUGACAAAAUAAAUCACAUUUAAAUAAAAAUAA